Molecule: messenger RNA, 2251 nt
Organism: Ananas comosus (pineapple)
Lineage: Eukaryota; Viridiplantae; Streptophyta; Magnoliopsida; Poales; Bromeliaceae
Product: probable mannan synthase 4
Exons: 10
Coding region: 136-2001 (621 amino acids)
Cellular component (GO): Golgi apparatus
Molecular function (GO): mannan synthase activity
Source: RefSeq, a predicted model, not a curated record
CGUGCUCCCAAAACCUACCACUCCCUCCAAACCCCCUAUUCACAUCGCGGAAUAAAGCGCCGGAAUAAAAAGCUCGGAAUAGUAGAGCUCAAAGGGGGGGAGCUCCCGCUCAUUCCCCACCAAAGAGACGCAUCCAUGGCGCAGUGGAGAGCGGUAACCCUAGCGAUGGUGGUGGUGGUUCUAUGCUCCUCCGCCGCCGCCGCCGCCUACGCCGCCGCCGGUGAAUCCAACGGUGAAUCCAACGGUGUAUACCUCGGCUCCUUGCUCGACCAACCUAUUCUGCUCCCAUCCUCCGAUCUCGUAGCCAAUGCGUCGCGCCUUCUCCAGCAAUCCAUCGCUCGGUGCGUGGAAUCGAUCUAUCGAUCGUUAGAUGAGGUCUCCCUCGAUCGAGUCGGUGUGAUUUGGCGAGAGGUGCGAUCGAGAGCGAUCGCACCCGUGCUGAGCGUGGCGGUCGCGCUGUGCAUGGUGAUGUCGUUCAUGCUGGUGUUCGAGGCCGCGUACAUGAGCGCGGUGAGCCUCGGGGUGAAGCUGCUGCGGCGGAAGCCAGAGAAGAUGUACAAAUGGGAGCCCAUCGAGGGAGAUGAAGAGAAGGGGAGCCUCGCGUUUCCCAUGGUCCUCGUCCAGAUUCCCAUGUACAACGAGAAAGAGGUAUACAAGCUCUCAAUCAGAGCUGCAUGUGCUCUCACAUGGCCGCCGGAUCGGAUUAUAAUUCAAGUUCUAGAUGACUCAACCGACCCGCUCAUCAAGGACAUGGUGGAGCUUGAAUGCAAGGCUUGGGCGAGCAAACAGAUAAAUAUAAAGUACGAAGUUAGAAGCAACAGGAAGGGGUACAAAGCAGGGGCAUUGAAGAAAGGCAUGGAGCAUUACUAUGCUCAACAGUGUGACUUUGUUGCCAUCUUUGAUGCUGAUUUUCAACCACAAUCCGACUUCCUUAUGAGAACUAUACCGUUCCUACUGCAUAAUCCGAAGAUUGCUCUAGUGCAAGCACGUUGGGAGUUUGGUAUGCAAGUCCUCACCAACAUUACAACAAUUAGUGUUUUACAGAUGUUGCUGACCUGGCCUUUCCCGGGCGAUUUUGCAGUGAAUUACGAUGUUUGCUUGAUGACGAGGAUACAAAAGAUUUCACUAGAUUACCACUUCAAAGUAGAACAAGAAUCAGGCUCAUCUACAUAUGCCUUCUUUGGUUUCAACGGGACUGCUGGCGUGUGGCGCAUGUCAGCUAUUAAUGAAGCUGGAGGUUGGAAAGAUCGAACAACUGUGGAGGAUAUGGACUUGGCAGUGCGAGCAACUCUAAAGGGUUGGAAACUCUUAUAUGAUGGUGAUAUUACAGUUAAGAGUGAACUUCCAAGUACUUUCAAGGCCUAUCGACAUCAGCAGCAUCGGUGGACAUGCGGUGCUGCUAACCUAUUCAGAAAAAUGGCCUGGAACAUUGCGAUAAAUAAGGAGGUAUCUCUAUGGAAGAAACUUCAUGUGCUAUACAGUUUCUUCUUUGUACGAAGAGUUAUAGCCCCGCUAGUCACCUUCACCUUUUAUUGCAUCGUUAUACCAAUAUCAUCCCUCGUUCCAGAAGUAAGCAUUCCAAUCUGGGGGUUGUUCUAUAUUCCUACAGCAAUUACCAUUCUCAAUGCCAUAAGAAACCCUAGAUCUCUCCACAUAAUGCCAUUCUGGAUUUUGUUUGAGAAUGUCAUGUCCAUGCUGCGAAUGAAAGCCGCGAUAGUUGGUGUACUCGAAACAGCAAGUGUUAAUGAGUGGGUGGUGACAGAGAAAGUAGGUGAUAAUAACGAUGAGAAAGCUGAUAUCACUGAGAUUGAACCAGACCCAAUUGAGUGUAAGGAGAGGGUUUACUUUCCGGAGCUUGGGCUUGCAGUCUUUCUCCUGUUGUGCGCGACAUAUAACCUCGCCUAUUGUAUUGACUAUCACUAUGUAUACAUUUACCUCCAAGCCACAGCUUUCAUUAUUGUUGGAUUUGGUUUAGUUGGUACCUUAGUCUCCAAUUCAUAGCAAUGAGCCCAGCAAAUUUCAUUGGUUUCGGUUCUCUUUCGACAAUUCUUUUCCCAGAAAGUAGGGAAAGGAAAUGUGUUAACGUGUAACAUCAUCAGUGACAACAGCAUCUUUUUGAAUGCUGUGUUGGCUUGAUUCUUUUAGAUAAUGCAAUGUCUGCUGAUGUAUUUUAUUUGGAUGCCCAAAAACAGUUUGUUUAUAGACAAGAACUGCAAACGUGUUUAUAUUGAUGGCUUGAUGGUUUCCUUCA